CCGGAACCUUCUUUCUCUAAUCACUCUUACUGCACAAGCUCGAACGCAAUCCUAUCCAUCAGAUAUAUAAGCGCGGCACUAGAAAAAUGAGUAACACCGACAGCAUCAAGCAAGCAACCAACACAAACUAAUCAUGUUUUUGAGGCCUUUGAGGGGUAAUUGGUUAGCAGUGUUAAGAAACGGAGGUAAGGGUGCGUACACAACCUCAACGGUGGGAAAGAUGAAAGCGUGUGCAGGUGCAGGUGAUUACGGGCACGUUGAGCAACAUGGGAAGUCGGCGAAGCAGGACUUUGUGCCGAUUUACGUGGCGAUUGGGAUGAUCGGCUUGUCCACAGGGCUUGGUGCGCACACUGCGUGGCACCACCUCAGGAAUUCCCCAGGGGUGCACGUGAAGAAGCAGCGGAGGGAGACGCUGCCGGAAGUGGUGGAGCCCGACCACGUGGCGGAGGAGUCCGACAAGUUCAUCAAGCAAUCCUUCUUCAGGAAAGUGGCGCACGUGCAAGAGCGUAGCUACCCCGAUCACAACCAAAUCCCUAAUCCCAUCCGUAGAGAUGCUUAUGCUUAUACUCCCCGUCUUCAAACUCUCAAGUCCGUUGGAGUUGACCCCUCCCAUCUCUAAACUAAAUCAUUUUCUUUUUUAAUAUAAACACUAGCUUUUAAAUACCACUCUACUCGCUACCUUUUCAACUCUGUCUCGUUAAGGACAUAUUGUACAAAUUAUCUGUAUUGUAUAAAUCUAUUUUUCACUACAUUAUAUCAAUGUAUUAUUAAUAUUAAAUUCGGAUCA
Molecule: messenger RNA, 787 nt
Organism: Cajanus cajan (pigeon pea)
Lineage: Eukaryota; Viridiplantae; Streptophyta; Magnoliopsida; Fabales; Fabaceae
Product: NFU1 iron-sulfur cluster protein
Source: RefSeq, a predicted model, not a curated record